Molecule: messenger RNA, 394 nt
Organism: Diabrotica virgifera virgifera (western corn rootworm)
Lineage: Eukaryota; Metazoa; Arthropoda; Insecta; Coleoptera; Chrysomelidae
Product: serine protease HTRA3-like
Exons: 2
Coding region: 25-315 (96 amino acids)
Source: RefSeq, a predicted model, not a curated record
UUUUAAAACCUGAUAAGCUUUAACAUGACUCCCUACAGACCCUUAUUUUACAUUCUGUUUUUUGUGAUAUAUUUAUCCCUAGUUGCCACCGCAAAAGAAGGCUGUGGACCUCAUUAUUGCGAUACUUUAAAGCCACAAUGUGCAGUUCCAAAAUGUACAGCGAAUCAGAUACUGGUAUUAAAAAAUCCCCAAUUAUGCAGAUGCUGUCCUCAAUGUUACACCAUCAAAGGUGAAGGUGAACCAUGUAGGGAAGAAAGUUAUACAGUUUGUGGCUCUAAUUUGAAGUGUAUUAGAAAAGUUUGCGUAAAAACAUGAUUUGAAUAAUGUAGAUCUACUGAUGUACCCUAAAAUAUUGUAUUUGAUAUAAAAGUAAAUAAAAUAUGUAUAAAUUCAA